Molecule: messenger RNA, 1422 nt
Organism: Fusarium musae
Lineage: Eukaryota; Fungi; Ascomycota; Sordariomycetes; Hypocreales; Nectriaceae
Exons: 9
Coding region: 1-1422 (473 amino acids)
Biological process (GO): dipeptide transport; tripeptide transport; allantoate transport
Cellular component (GO): plasma membrane
Molecular function (GO): dipeptide transmembrane transporter activity; allantoate transmembrane transporter activity
Source: RefSeq, a predicted model, not a curated record
AUGGAUAAAGACCUGAAGCCUGUUACCACCGUACCGACAAACUCCACUGUCGGGAUGGGUGAGUUGGUUGAAGACAGAGCGAGCGGUCACAAACACGCCGAUACCUUGGAUGAUGGCGAGAAACAGUCGGAGGAACUGCGGUCUCCACCGCUUGGGCUUGCAUACAGCUCCAAGGAGGAUGCGAGGGUCCGAUGGAAGCUGGACCUGAUCUUGCUGCCCAUGAUGGCGUGCACAUACGUCCUCAAUUAUAUGGACAAGGUCGCGUUGUCCGAGGCUUCCAUCUUUGGCAUCAAGGAAGAUCUGAACCUCGUGGGCCAGCAGUAUAGCUGGUCAUCUUCAAUCUUCUACCUAGGCUAUCUAGUCUGGCAGUAUCCUAGCUCUCUCUUGAUGCAGAAGCUUCCCACCGGACGAUACUUUGGCGUCAUGAUCUUCCUCUGGGGUCUCACCGCCUGCACAACGGCAUUCACCAAAAACUUCGCAACACUCUGCGUCAACCGCGUUUUCCUCGGUGUUUUCGAGUCAUGCAUGUCACCCAUCCUCACGAUCCUAAUCUCUCAAUACUGGACUCGAGAGGAGCAGCCUCUUCGCACGUCAUUAUGGUGGUCCGCCAGCGCUGUCGGCUCGUUCAUGGCUGAUGCCAUAACAUACGGACUGUCGGGCAAAGAUCAUUCGGGCUCUAAGUAUGCCGUCUGGCAAGUCGUAUACCUCGUCUUCGGGCCGAUGACGAUGUUUUGGGGUGUUGUUGUCUUUUUUGGUGUUCCGGCGUCGCCUCUGAAUGCAUGGUUCUUCAGCAAGAGGGAGCGUGAUAUCGCUACUGAUAGGGUCUUGAAGAAUCACACCGGUAUCAAGAACACUGAGUACAAGUGGAACCAGGUCCGAGAAUGCCUGAUGGAUCCCCAGCCGUGGAUACUAGCAAUACACGCCUUUCUUCAGUGUCUUCAAGGAGGAGGCUUGACAUCGCAAAAGGAGCAUAUCCUAAUGACAGUGCAGUUUUCCAAGAUCGUGUUGACCCAAACCCUCGGCUACUCCAGCCGCCAGGCUACUUUGAUGGGCAUGCCGUCCAACACCAUCCACCUCGUCUCAGUGGUCUUUGCUGGCUGGUUCUGUACUCGUUUCAAGAAUACUAGGUGCUACGUCAUGAUCACAACGAACAUCAUCGUCUUGAUAGGAGCCGUGUUGGUGGACAUAAUCUAUGUGAACACCGUCCCUUUCGGUCUCGGCAUGAGCAUGCUCUCCUCCAACAUCGCAGGAUUCACCAAGAAGUCCACCGCCAGUGUCAUGAUGUUCCUAGGCUACUGUCUUGGUCAAUUCACUGGCCCUCAAUUCUUCAUCACGCACGAAGCCCCACAGUACCAGACUGCUUUCAGAGGCUUCUACUCCUCAGUCUCCGCCAUGAUUGUUCUGGAAAUCGUUCUGCUGUAA